GGAGCCAGAGCUGGAGGCAGUUAGCUGUCUGGCAUUGGCUGUGGCAGGGGCAGCGGUAGUUUAGUGAAGGCAGGAUAAAUCUUGUACAAUUGUGUUCUAACAUUAGCGGAACCAUCAACAGUUAUAGCGUUAGAUAACUGUUAACUCAUCUCUGAGACGCCUUUUUUUGUUCGUGGUUUUCCAACGAAAAGAAGCCUUGGGAAGCUGGCUCGACCUCCGUAAACAGUGGACAUCGCUGGGACAGGAAUCAGGCAGCAGAGAGGAACAGAGAGAGAGGGCAUUGUGAGGCCCUUGCUCGUCCCGGGAGGAUGAAGAGGUUCCGGCGACAUGGGCAUGACUCUCAGAGGGACAAACUCAAGCAGGAGCUCUACCAGUUCAAUAAGACUGUAGAGCAUGGCUUUCCCCACCAACCAAGCGCACUGGGUUUCAGUCCCAGCCUGGGACUCCUGGCCAUUGGCACCAGAUCUGGGGCCAUCAAACUCUAUGGAGCCCCAGGAGUUGAGUUUAUGGGGCUGCAUGAUGAGAAUGCUGCAGUUACACAGGUGCACUUUCUCCCACACGAGGUUGAGCUGGUGACAUUACUUGAUGACAAUAGUCUGCACAUGUGGACACUUAGAGCCCAUAAGGGUGUGUCAGAGCUGCUGGAGAUUGGACGCUUUACACUCACUGGUCCGCCUGGUGCCAUUCCUAGUGUGACGCGGGUGACUGCCGUCAUGGCCCACUCUUCAGGUGAGCUCCUUCUGCUGGGCACUGAGGGGGGCCAUGUGUUUGUGGUGGAAGUGCCUGGCUUUCGGGAACUGGAGGAGAACAAUAUCAGCGUGGAGGACGUUCAGAGCAGAGUUCCAGAGGAAUAUGUGGGCCGGAGAAACCUGGAGUGUGUGGAGGCUCUGCAGGAGAAUCCUCUCAACCCACGGCAGGUGCUGAUAGGCUACAGCCGAGGCCUGAUGGUUCUGUGGGACCUGGAUCGUCGAUGUGCCAUUCAGCACUUCUUGGGCACACAGCAGCUAGAGAGUGUGUGGUGGAUGGAGGAUGGAGGAAUCAUUCUUAGUUCCCAUAGUGAUGGCAGUUAUUGCCACUGGACUGUGACUGGAGAGGACCCACAGACUGAACCAGAGAAACAGGAGACACCAUAUGGAUCUUUCCCAUGCAAGGCGAUUUCCAAAAUUUUACAGCUAUCAACAAGACAAGGGCCCCCGUUCCUCAUCUUUAGUGGUGGCAUGCCAAGGGCCAGCUAUGGAGAUCGCCACUGCAUCUCUGUCAUCCACAGCAAGACUCAUGUAGCUCUGGACUUCACCUCCCGCAUCAUCGACUUCUUUGUCAUAAGAGAAAGAGAGCGCCAAAAAGGGGACCCAGUUGCUCUGGUAGUGUUGGUGGAGGAGGAGCUGGUGGUGGUGGAUCUGCAGACUGAGGGCUGGCCUGUGUUCCAGACCCCAUACCUAGUGCCUCUGCAUUGCUCCGCAAUCACCUGCUCUCACCACGUCUCUUCAAUCCCACUUAAACUGUGGGAGAGGGUGCACGCUGCUGGCAAACUGCAAAACACAAGCUAUUCAAAAAAGCCAUGGCCAAUAAACGGAGGACAAAACCUUGCUCCAGACCCCCCACAAAGAGACCUUUUGCUGACCGGGCAUGAGGAUGGAACAGUGCGUUUCUGGGAUGCCUCAGGUGUCUGUCUCUACCCCAUAUACAAACUGAGCACAGCUGCAGUUUUCCUCACCGAUGCUGACCCCAAUGACAAUAUGAACCAGGGCACUGAGGGCGAGUGGCCGCCGUUCCGCAAGGUGGGCUGCUUUGACCCGUAUAGUGAUGACCCUCGACUUGGCAUUCAGAAGAUUCAUCUGUGUAAAUAUAGCGGUUACCUGACUGUGGCAGGAACUGCAGGACAGAUUCUCGUGCUGGAGAUGAAUGAUGAGGCAGCUGAACAGACAGUAGAGGCCACAGUAGUGGACCUGCUGCAGGGGCAGGAAGGUUUCCGCUGGAAGGGUCAGGCACGUCUGGAUCUCCGAGAUGAGCCAGUCACCUUCCCCCCAGGCUUCCAGCCCUUUGCCCUGGUGCAGUGUCAGCCACCUGCUGUGGUCACAGCAAUCGCUCUGCAUUCAGAGUGGAAGCUGGUGGCCUUUGGGACUAGCCAUGGCUUUGGUGUCUAUGACUACCAACAGAAGAAUAAUAUCCUGGUCAAGUGCACUCUUAACCCCAGUGACCAGGUAGCCCUGGAGGGACCAUUGUCUAGAGUGAAGUCUAUUAAGAAGUCUCUGCGCCAGUCCUUCCGUCGAAUUCGCCGGAGUCGAGUCUCCAUGCACAAACACCACACUAACAACGCAGCGAAGUUACAGGAACUAAAUGCACGGCUGGAGGCAGAAGCUCUGCAUGAAAUGGAGCUGGCCCCAGUCCAGAGGAAGAUAGAAGCUCGCUCUGCUGACGACUCUUUCACAGGCCUUGUUAGAACUCUCUGUUUUGCUGACACAUUCCUCAGUGACAGCUCUCACAGCACACCCUCCCUGUGGGCAGGAACCAAUGGUGGUGCUGUCUUUGCCUACAUGCUCCGCCUUCCUCCUGUAGAACGGAGAAUGGAUGACCAAGUGACUGCUCAUGCAGCUAAAGAGAUCCAGCUGAUGCAUCGUGCUCCAGUUGUAGGCCUGGUGGUUAUGGAUGGAAGGGGAACCCCGUUGCCUGAGCCACUGGAAGUUGCACAUGAUCUUUCCCGUAGCCCUGACAUGCAGGGGUCCCACCAACUGCUCGUCAUCUCAGAGGAACAGUUAAAGCUAUUCACAUUGCCUAAAGUGAGCAGUAAGGCGAAGCUUAAGCUGACAGCAGUUGAUGGUUCGCGGGUGCGUCGUGUGGGUGUGGCCUGGUUUGGCAGCAGUCGUGUGGAGGACUACAGUGAGAGCAGCUUGGUUGUGUUGACCAAUCAGGGCGAGCUACAUGUCAUCUCUCUGCCAUCAAUCAAAAUGCAAGUGCACUACCCCUGCAUCCGAAAAGAGGAUGUCAGCGGGAUCGCAUCCUGUGUCUUCACCAAGUAUGGUCAGGGACUCUACUUGAUCUCUCCAUCCGAGUUUGAGCGUUUCUCCCUCUCUGCACGUUGGGUGGUGGAGCCACGGUGUUUGGUGGAGGCUCCUUCCCAAACAAGACCCACAUCACACCCAAGUCAAUCUCACAGAGACCAGCCUGAUGGAGCAUCCACAGAACACAGGAACUAUAGCAGGAACAGUGAAAAGUAUGAGAAUUCUGCUAGACAAGUAAUGGAGCAUGCUUUGCUGAACGAUGAGAAUGUACUUCAAGAGAUCCAGAAGUCUCUAGAAGAUGAUCAGAUGGUGUUUUUGGAAAACAGUGUAAAGACCAAGCCAACACCAGGCAAGAUGCUGUGAAAAAGAGAUCAUGCUUUGGAAUCCCUGUGCCUGUAAUGUCCACUCUGGCCUUGCUAAAGACCUGAACACUACUGCUAGCAUCACUACUGAACCACGUGAAGCCCUGGAGAGAAAACCUGCUCCGGUUAAGGGGUUUUGAGUGAGAGGGAACCGCUUGUGCCUGCCAAGACCAACCACUGUAUCCAUAACAACCACAGGCCUGCCCCCAGGCUCCAUCUUUUAACAUGCCCCUUGCCUUCCUGUGAGCUGCAGCUGCAUCAUCCAAUAGCCAAGGAGCAAAGGCAUGGUGGCAGGGGCAUUUUUUUUGUCUCAUUUUUUAUGUUUUUUUUGUUUUUUUAUUUUGUUUCAUUUUUAUGUGAUUAUUUUUGUAUAUGUGUUUGAAGACUUUGAAAUCUAAAGGAAUGCUGUGUGUCACGCAAGGGAAAACAUGCCAAUAGUUACUGGACAUAACUCGGAGUCUUAGGAUUUGUACUAAAGUGCUGACAAACCACAUGUAUAUCAGCUAUGUUCAUAGAGUACUCUAAACGAAGUAGUAAUGCCUUUUUCCCUCCGUCCAGGCAAAAAAAGAGAAGUAUAUAGUUAUGUUCUAGGUACUUUUUCACUACUGUGUAGCACACAUGCUGUCAUUUCUGGGGGAUAUGUCUUUCUAAGGGGCUUGGUUUCUAAUCUUUUUUUAAAAUGUCAGUUUUAAAAAAUGACAGUUAUGCAUUAUGUAAUUUAGGAAUGUAAUUUUAAAAUAUUGUAGUUAAAUGUUUAAUAUAUAAUUGUAUGAAAAUCUGUACCUGUUUUAAUGGCAGACUGUAUUUUCUGAUCUAAGGAAAUAUUUUGGUACUGUCUCUUUAAAAUGCUUUUAGCAUUUUCUUUGGCAUUUAGAGUAUAUUUUUGUAGUUAACUGAUCAUGUACAAGAACACUAUCAUUUGUAAUUUGACACUACCAUUACAUCUGCUAAGUAAAUUUUUUUACAAUUUCCCCCACAUCAAA
This is a messenger RNA of Pangasianodon hypophthalmus (striped catfish), 4344 nucleotides long. RefSeq names its product LLGL scribble cell polarity complex component 2 (gene llgl2). Gene Ontology annotation, biological process: regulation of Notch signaling pathway; cortical actin cytoskeleton organization; regulation of establishment or maintenance of cell polarity. Lineage: Eukaryota; Metazoa; Chordata; Actinopteri; Siluriformes; Pangasiidae. The transcript has 26 exons. Bases 309 to 3362 code for a protein of 1017 amino acids. Gene Ontology annotation, molecular function: myosin II binding; GTPase activator activity. Gene Ontology annotation, cellular component: cortical actin cytoskeleton; plasma membrane; cytoplasm. The record is from RefSeq and is a predicted model, not a curated record.